ACCGAAGCUACACCCUGUGGCCACGAGGGAUGAAAGAGAGAAGAAGAGGGGAUGGGAAGGGAUGUUAGGAGGAUGAGAGUGGGGAUCAGAACAGCAACCAAUGGAGGAGCAGAGUCCCGCUCCCGCCCAUUUCCAGAGACACCAAUCUCAGACCUGUGUUUGCCUCGCCAAACUCCGCCCAGAUACUCACCACCUCACUGGAGGCCUUUUCUCUCCACUGCGACCGCACACCCAGAGAAAACGCCAUAUACUGUUUGGCCUUGGCCAGGAUUACUUCCACGUGCAACUGUCAGACGACAAGCAGGUGAGGUACUUCCUGGAGCUGAGCUAUGCUGGUGCCAUCCUUCGGGACAGCUGGGUCCUGACAGACGUUGGCAUCACCCCUAGCAGUGCCAUCUGCUGCCUGCUGAAGCGGGAGCCGGUGGUGCGUGUGUUCAGUGCCGUGACGGGGGAGACCCUCUCAGUCUUGGGCACUGUGUUUCUCCUGAGUACGUCUGUGGCCAGGCUCAUGACCCUGGUGUCCCAGCAGUGUGGGCUUCCCGUCAGCUCCUUCAGACUGAGCUCUCCCACCAGCCUGCAACUCUACGACUGCAACCGGCUGCACGACUACGCCAUUGACCUGGGGGCUACUCUACGGUUGGACACCUGGGAUGGGUGGGCGGAGUUCCUCAGAGGCUGCUUCCUGGGACACAGACUGACCGUCCAACGACACCUGUCUAGGGAGAGACCUGUGAUGAGGUUCCAGCUCCGGGUGGCACUCUACAUCGCUGCUUCUCUGGGCCACCUGGACCUGGCCGGCUGGCUGCUGGAGAGGGGGGUGCGUGUCAUUGAGCCGGUGGGGGUUCACCCUUACCGUGAGUGGUGCCACCAGACGGCCCACCCCGACGUCGCCAAGUGUCCCGCUGUCGCCUCCAUCGAGCGCGGCCAGCUCACCAUCCUCAAACUCUGUAUCGCCAGCAGCGUUCUGACCCUUGCCUGUCAGGAUCCCCAGGGUCAUGACCCCCUGAGGAUCGCCCUUCAGUACGGCCACAGGGAGUGUGUGAGUCACCUGGCCACCAAGCUGUGCUCUGUGGUGGUCCUCCCAGGUAUGGCCCUGCCCAUGCGGACAUACCUCCAGAUAAAGGGCUGGGUGAGGCUGGGGCAGAGGAGGGCAGCAUCCAGGCACUGCAUGGGCCUCAACAGGGCUCCGUUCAGGACCAGGGUGGGCGACACGGUCCUGGUGGACGGCUUCACCCUCCCCAAGAUGUCCUCCAAGCCCAGGAGGAGUGAGGCCAAGGCGGGUAUCAGGGUGAUGUCCACAGCCUCUCGACGUUUGACCCCCAUCAACUGCCCAUCUCAUGUAUCCUGCCCGCUCCGCGCCCUGGCAUCCCAGGAUAAACCUCUUCAACUACCGAAGCAACACCCUGUGGCCACGAGGGAUGAAAGAGAGAAGAGGGGAUGUGAGGAGGAUGAGAGUGGGGAUCAGAACAGCAACCAAUGGAGGAGCAGAGUCCCGCUCCCGCCCAUUUCCAGAGACACCAAUCUCAGACCUGUGUUUGCCUCGCCAAACUCCACCCAGAUCCUCACCACCUCACUGGAGGCCUUUUCUCUCCACUGCGACCGCACACCCAGAGAAAACGCCAUAUACUGUUUGGCCUUGGCCAGUGCCUUCACACAGAGACCAUGGUUGCAGCAGCUGAAUGUAGCGCGGACUCUGUCCAGGAGGAGUGCUCAGCACAUUGGGUAGACACCAGGAUCCUGGUCAUUAGGCAGAUUAAACAUACUGAAACAAGGAGGGACAACUUGGAAUUGUCCAAAAAGGAACUCUUAUUUGAGUUUUUAUUUUUUACAGUGAACAAGAUGAGACUUUGGAACGGAUGAUGCCUGAAACAAUGCGGACAACUUAGAAUUUCGUUCCUUUGGAUGAGGCUUAUAGAUAUAGUCAGUACUGUGUUUGAUUUGUGUGCAGAAAGUUUACAACGGCAGGCAGUGGAUUCUCAGUCAUUCCUCUCAAGGAACAAAAAACGUAUCAUAUUUCACUGGCUAUUUGUAGUAGCCAAAUGUGAAUGGAAUUAUUAUUAUUCUACAAUCAUUCAGUUGACUGAAUGUGACUGUGGUUGUGCUGUAUGUGACUAUGUGGUUGUACUGAAUGUGACUAUGUGGUUGUACUGAAUGUGGUUGUACUGUAUGUGAUUGUACUGAAUGUGACUAUGUGAUUGUACUGAAUGUGACUAUGUGAUUGUACUGAAUGUGACUAUGUGGUUGUGCUGUAUGUGAUUGUACUGAAUGUGACUAUGUGAUUGUACUGAAUGUGACUAUGUGGUUGUGCUGUAUGUGACUAUGUGGUUGUGCUGUAUGUGAUUGUACUGAAUGUGACUAUGUGAUUGUACUGAAUGUGACUAUGUGGUUGUGCUGUAUGUGAUUGUACUGAAUGUGACUAUGUGAUUGUACUGAAUGUGACUAUGUGAUUGUACUGAAUGUGACUAUGUGGUUGUGCUGUAUGUGAUUGUACUGAAUGUGACUAUGUGAUUGUACUGAAUGUGACUAUGUGGUUGUGCUGUAUGUGAUUGUACUGUACGUAAUUGUAAGUGUUUGACAUGGGUCUAAUUGAGGCUCCAACCCCCUGCCUUAAAACUCUUUUAUUAAGAUGUGGAUCAUUAUUGCUCAUAUGAGUCUGUGCAGUGUCAAAAUAAUACAUUCUUAUUUACAAUGAUGGCCAAACCCGGACGACGCUGGGCCAAUUAUGCAGCACCCUAUGGGACUCCCAAUCACUUGGGAGUGGGAAGGAUACCAAAUCCAAUAUCACACACUUCUUCCUUAGUAUUCUGAGAACUGUCAGAUAGCUGUGAGAGCUAUGAGUGGAUCGUGGACCCAUGCAUAAAUGAUAACUUUACUGUAACUCAGUGGGGCAAGUAGAACAUCCGGGUUAGUGUAUGUGCAUUAUCUGGAGAGUUGAUUGUCUUUGUCUCAAAGCCUUUCCAUUUCUGGGGUAUUGAAGAAGCUUCUGAUCUCAACCUUCUUGACAGGUAAGAAACACUUGGUUAGUGUAUGUGUCUUAUCCAAUGGGUUGUCAGGUGAACGUUGAAGAUGCUUCUUGGAGGUGAUCUAAUGAUGUCAUUGAGUUGCUCACUGGACAAGACAAU
This is a messenger RNA of Oncorhynchus mykiss (rainbow trout), 3122 nucleotides long. The record is from RefSeq and is a predicted model, not a curated record. NCBI's taxonomy places the organism in Eukaryota, Metazoa, Chordata, Actinopteri, Salmoniformes, Salmonidae.